Parnassius apollo (apollo) is the source of this 1686-nucleotide messenger RNA. NCBI's taxonomy places the organism in Eukaryota, Metazoa, Arthropoda, Insecta, Lepidoptera, Papilionidae. The record is from the annotation of a GenBank genome assembly.
AUGCUUGUAUAUUAUAAUGUGACUAUGGAUUCUUUUCAUCGUCGAAAAUGGUUAAUAUUGUUAAUAAUCGCUGUAUAUCGGAAGCUGGACCCCGUCAAUGGAUUGAAGUGUUAUUGCAACAGCGAUAGUCCAAGCUGUCCCAAUUCGACUUGCGAAACUGAUGGAUUCUGCUAUGCGUCCACCACCUUAGACAAUGGAAUACAAAAAUAUUCAUUCCACUGUAUCGAGUUGAAAUCACUGAUACCCAUCGAGCACCCCUUCAGUUGCUCCACGACGAGAACUAGAAAUGAGUCGGUGGUGAUAGAGUGUUGUAAAUCACAUGACAUGUGCAAUCACGAUCUGCGCCUGGAGUUACAUCCGAAGCCGCCAGAAACGGUAUUCCCUCCUGGGGACAGGCCUAUUUGGUGUCGCGAAGCCGAAAGCGUCGAUAUGUAUUGCUGCGACACGGACCUCUGUAAUAUUGACAUCUUUCCAGAUGGGGGUACGCCAGCAACAGCGUGGCAAGUGGUGCCAUGGAUUAUGGGACUGAUGGUACUAGGGGUAUGUGCUGCCUUUAGCUUUUGGUGGGCAAAGAGAUCGGGCAGAAUGAAAGAAAGGGGCUCCCGGCCGUUGUAUCCAGUUGAGGAUUCACUGUGUGAGACGAGACAUCCUAUCACGGCAACAAUACGGGACAUGAUCGAGCUUACCACAUCUGGCUCCGGCUCUGGUUUACCGUUACUGGUUCAACGGUCGAUCGCGAGACAAAUUCAGUUGGUUGAUAUUAUUGGGAAAGGCCGAUUCGGUGAAGUGUGGCGUGGUCGAUGGAGAGGGGAGAACGUGGCAGUUAAAAUCUUCUCCUCUAGAGAAGAAUGCUCUUGGUUUAGAGAGGCUGAAAUAUACCAGACCGUUAUGUUGCGACACGAGAACAUUUUAGGAUUCAUUGCAGCGGAUAACAAGGAUAACGGAACUUGGACACAGUUGUGGCUUAUAACGGAUUAUCAUGAAAACGGUUCGCUUUUCGACUUCCUAACCGCGAGGACUAUCGACUCCAAUACCCUCGUCAAAAUGGCGCUUUCAAUUGCUACGGGAUUGGCUCAUUUGCAUAUGGACAUUGUUGGCACUAAAGGUAAACCAGCCAUUGCGCAUAGAGAUCUAAAGUCCAAGAACAUCUUGGUAAAGACCAAUCUGACUUGCGUUAUCGGAGACUUGGGGCUGGCCGUGAGGCAUAACGUCGCGAGCGAUUCCGUCGACGUCCCAUCAACAAACAGGGUUGGCACGAAGCGUUACAUGGCACCUGAGGUUUUGGACGAGAGCAUGGACUCGCGACAGUUCGAUCCUUACAAGCGCUCGGAUGUUUACUCUUUCGGCCUGGUGCUGUGGGAGAUGGCUCGUCGGUGUGGCGCGAUGCCCGACGACUAUCAGCCACCGUACUACGAUUGCAUGGCAUUCCGAUCCAGUUCUUGCGGCAAUAUCGAAGGUGAUGAAGGAAUGCUGGUAUCAAAACCCUGCGGCUCGACUAACAGCACUGCGUAUCAAGAAAACACUCGCAAAUAUCGGCACGGCGGAUUACAUCAAGCUGUAAAUGCAUCUAAUGAUGGAUUGGGGUACAAACCAAGGAACUGUGAAGAUCGGUUCGAAGAAAAUCUGGGAUUGUUUUGUGAGCCGCCUCGCUCGCUAUCUCGAGCUUCUCCUGAUCCUACCUCUUAG